Priapulus caudatus is the source of this 1971-nucleotide messenger RNA. RefSeq names its product visual system homeobox 2-like. The record is from RefSeq and is a predicted model, not a curated record. Gene Ontology annotation, cellular component: nucleus. Gene Ontology annotation, molecular function: DNA-binding transcription factor activity, RNA polymerase II-specific; sequence-specific double-stranded DNA binding. The transcript has 5 exons. The coding region runs from base 245 to 1405 and encodes 386 amino acids. Lineage: Eukaryota; Metazoa; Priapulida; Priapulimorpha; Priapulimorphida; Priapulidae. Gene Ontology annotation, biological process: regulation of transcription by RNA polymerase II.
CCUAGAUGCGAACUGGCAGCAGCGUGCUGCGCGGGCACAGACACACACACACACACCCACACACACACGCGCGCACCCGUUCGCGAGCACCCGGGCAGCAAGACGAGCCAACCGUCUGCGUAUACGUGCGUGCUCGCGUCCGCCGCUCUGCAUAAACAUCGUUAUACAUUACCGUACCUCCUCCUCGCUGUCGUCGGCACAUCGUCGUCACCACCACCACCACCACCGUCGCCACACCAGCACCAUGCUCAUUGCGUCGACGGUAAAUCAGCUGUCGCAGUUCGGGACGAGGUUUGGCGACCACGGCACAUCAUUGCAGCCGACGUUUCAGACGAACGCUUCCGCCUCGAUGCAGCGUUCACCGUUCGGCAUCCAGGAGCUACUGGGGUUGGGAGGCGGCCAGCAUAGCGGGCCCGACCGGCGGCACGAGCCGACGAUGUCGCUCCCAAGCGUUCCCGUCAGCAGCAUGUACUCGACAGUACCUGUGUCGUUAAACAGUGGCCAGUACACGGGCUUCACAGACCCGUCUCAGUCGUACUUCGCCAAACCGCCGACAUUUCUGCCGAACUUCUCGUCGUCGGCUGCGUCGCUGGCGGGCCACGGCGGUCAGCCGCUAUUGAACUUUGGAGCAGCCGGGAGCAUGCAUAACGUCAAUUCGUUACCGUCGUUACAACACCACGCUUCUUCAGCCAAAGAUACUGACGAUGAAAGGAACGGAUUUCUACAGCGGACAGGUGUGGCCGGAGGCAAGAAAAAGAAAAAGAAGCGGAGGCAUAGGACGAUAUUCACGAGUUAUCAACUGGAGGAGUUGGAGAAAGCAUUUAAAGAGGCACACUACCCGGAUGUGUACGCGAGAGAACUGCUCUCGCUCCGGACCGACCUACCCGAGGACAGAAUCCAGGUGUGGUUCCAGAACAGACGGGCAAAGUGGAGAAAGACGGAGAAGACGUGGGGCCGCAGUACGGUGAUGGCCGAAUAUGGUCUAUACGGAGCCAUGGUGCGCCAUUCUCUACCUCUACCAGAAAGCAUUCUCAGCUCCGCCAAAGAGGGAAUCGUCAACUCGUGCGCCCCUUGGCUUCUCGACUCAACGUUUAUUUGUGCAGGCAUGCACAAGAAGUCGGUUGAGGCAGCGGACGUGCUCAAGGACGAUUGCGACACGAGCAACGAUGGCGACCAUGCCGACGACAAGCUGGACGAGGCAGCCGAUAACCCGACGCACCGCGAGGAGAGGCGCUCUAACAGCAUAGCCUCGCUGCGACAGAAAGCGCAGGAGCACGCGGCGAAGAUCGUCGGCUGUGCCGACUACCAGGGGGAGCCACGCGUCGACCGCUCGUCGGAGGCGACGAGCGGUAACAAUAACUCCAGCGACGAGGACUGCUCGCCGGGCCACGCGAUGAACGAAUGAGCGCGACGGUAGUUUUGCGCGUGGAGUUGUUUAGUGGCGCCACCUGACGGUAUCGUUGUUUACUAUCGCUGCAGCUUCACACGCUCUCGAUGCUCGUCUGUCGUUUGGCGGGUGAAUAGUGACGAGGGUGACAUUCGCGAAAGCUAACGGCAAAACACCGUGACAUUACGUCGGAAUCAUGAUUAUAUUUCUUUAGAUUAGGAAGCUACGUGAAGUGAGCUUUCUAAUGGUGAAACUACCUCUCGAUGUUUUACAAUACAUCGCUUCAAAUUGUGUUUGUACACUGAAGGCACAGUAAAUACACGGCUGACAAUACGCGGACAUAUAAAUAUACUCUCACUACUAACAGUGUAGGUGAGAUUGCGAAGAAAGUCCUGACUAGUAGCAACCACGCAUUCUUCAACUUUAGUUUCUUCUGCACAGAACCGCUUCUAUAAUACCCGCAGAAUCAACACCAAGGUUAAAUAACACUGAAAUUUUUAAGGGCAAACAGUUGUGCUAAAGGGGUCGUUGUCGUAUAUGUAGCACCCGAAGUGUCAGCGAGUAUGUCGCCUACGCCUACUCCC